Molecule: messenger RNA, 2982 nt
Organism: Ectocarpus sp. CCAP 1310/34
Lineage: Eukaryota; Phaeophyceae; Ectocarpales; Ectocarpaceae
Source: the annotation of a GenBank genome assembly
AUGUGGGCGCUGCGUGGUAAGCGGGGAAUCGACGUUCCCAAAAAAGAGACCCUGCAAACAAUGAUGGGGGGGACCGUUACCGGCACCGUCAAGACCUUGCAGCAGCUUCGGACCAUGUCCGGACUGAACGUCCUCGACUUCUUUCCCGUUGGCAAUUCCGGUGAGCUGUCAGUCCCGGACCACUUCGAUUUGACCUGUGCUGCGAUCGUUAACGUGUUGAAAUUUGGUCUCUCUGCCACCUCCGCGGACAACGCUGCAGCUCUGGCGCGCUUGCUGCCCAUGGAGCAGGCCAUGCUUUCGGCGCGGGGUACGCUGCGCAUGCAAGCCCUCCGUCAUAUGGGCGAUUUUCAGGGGAGGGGGUCGCGGGGGACCUUCGCCGACCUCCCUAACGACGAUUUUCGGGAAUGGGCAAAUGCGGUAAUGUUGUGGAUGUUACCGAUGCAGAAUUUGCCGGUGCCGCCGGAGUCUUUCGAGCGCUUUGGCCCCCCGCCGGUUCCUCGGUUCGAUGGCAUCAACGGCUUCUCCAUGUCCGGGAGCAUUGCGCUACGGAUGUUCGGGACUGUGGGUGGUGGAGGUGGGGCGACUCCUGCGUGUGCCGCCAUGCGACUGGGGGCGGCAAGGGUGGCGGCGGCGGUGGGGGUCGCGCUUCGGGUGGAGGGGGAGCCUCGGGCGCCGCGACCGAUGGCGGAAGCGGCUCCUCGGCGUUGGUCGUUCGCCGGGGAGAUGGCAGCAACUGAGGACACGGGCUCUGCCUUUCGGCGGGGCCAACUCCACAGUCGUGUGGGAGCGUAGAUCAGACAGCGAGGCCGGGUUCCCGAGCGCUUGGGGCCGCCGCGUUGGCGGCGGCGGGCGUGGGCGUUGAUCGAGGGGCGUGUGUGCCCGGGGCUGUCUCUUCAUUGCUACCAGGUGAUGUCUCGUUUAGGUCGAUUGCGGGUUCGCGUGAACUUUGCGUAUGGCGAUCUCGUGUGUCUGCUUUGGCAGCGGUGUGUUCACCCUCCGAUAUGGGUGUGGGUCUUAGUGAGGUGGCUUCCGCUGGUUCCGCCUUGCUUAGACAGUGUGGGGGGCGUAUUGAAGUGCUCGUGGCGGCCGGUGGUGCCGGCUUCUUUGCGCCCCAUGUCAAUGUUGCGUCGGUUCGUGAAUUUUUUGGGGUCUCGAAACGUUUUCCGCAAAUUGACAACCUCCUCCGCGUGUUGUGUCCUGGCGCGCCGGUCGAUGUCGCGCCGGGGGGGUGUCUAGACGCCGAAUUAAAAUACGGCAACCAUUCCAGCAUUUUACCAUACACUCCGCAGAUCAUUGACAAGAUCGUUUCGGAUGUUACGUUAGGUCGUGCUCUCGUCUUCGACGUGCAGUUCAUCCGUGAAAUUUUGGGUGUGCGUGUUUCCCCCCUUGGGGUGGUGGACGAUCCGAAAUUCCGCAUCAUUCAUGAUCUCACAUUCACAGCGGCUGGUGCGCAGUCUAGCGUCAAUGCAGAUACAGAUUUUGAUCGUGCCCCCGAGUGUCUGUUGGGACAAGUACUUUUCGAUGUCUUGUCGCGCGUCCUCUUUUUGCGCCAAUUGCACGGGCCGACUCUCGAGAUUUUGCUCUGCCGUAUUGACGUGCGUGAGGCUUUUCGCCAAGUGUUGGUCGACCCUUCGAGGGCGUCGGUAUUCGGAUACACGAUGGGGGACGUGGUCGUCAUCGACCUUCGUUGCCAGUUUGGUUGGCGUUCCAGCCCAGGUUUUUGGUCGCUGUUUGGUUCCGCUCUUGAGCAUGCACACACCCACACUACUUUUCAGACAGCUUCUGUGUUACCUGCCGGAGUUGCGGCGGUUGAUCAUGUUCAGCUUGUUCCUCCCCAAAACCUCCCCGUAUCGUUACCGAGUGAUUGUGCCCAAAUUUCUAUGGAGGGCGGUUUCGCUGGUUCCGCGUUUUUCGUUCGGUAUUAUGUGGAUGACGGUGUGCUUGUCGAGGCGCGGUUUUUCACGGAUGGUCGUCGUUGCCUACGUGCAGUGCAGUCGAUCGCGUCGGACCAUUUCCGUCUGCUGGGACACCGGGGGCCAAACGAUCCUCCGUUGUUGUCUGCAAAGAAAAUCACCGAUUUUUCGACGCGUUUGGAGGUGUUGGGAUGGAUUUUAGACACGCAAACUCUCACAGUGACCAUGCCUCUGCGAAAACAACAGAAAUUAAACCGCUUGUUGGGCGAGUGGCCGCGGUCGCGUCGGUGUGCGACUGCCCGUCACGUCGCGGAAUUGACCGGUUUUCUUCUUCACGUGUCUUUUGCCUUGCGUCCGGGCAAAUUUUUCGUCGGCUGUCUGCUGGCCGACGUCGGCAUGCCGCAGUCCGAAGUGUUUCCUUCGCGUGUUUCUAACCCCAAUCGGCGUGUCGUGUUGGGGCCCAUGUUUCACGAUGAUUUGGAUUUUUGGCGCUGGUUUGCGCAGCGAGGUCUGGCGUCGCGUGGCGGCCAGUUGUGUGCACCGAUGUACAAUGUGGUGCUUCGUCCUCCGGUAAUGGCUGUGUUUGCCGAUGCUUCCAAAACGGCGUUUGGAGCAUACUGUGUGCAAACUGGGUGUUAUUUCCGGCGUGAUCUGACGUGUGACGAGCAGUCCCGCUUUGUGGGGUCUAGCAAGUCUGUAUCCGAGUGUGCCGAUGUCAGUAUCAAUGUUCUUGAGCUACUCGGCAUGGUCGCGGCGGCAUGGGUGUUGAUUGUGCAACAGCGUCAUGUGCCGGUGUCGGCUGGUGACUGUAUCCAGUUGCGGGGAGACAAUGAAGCGAGUGUGGCAUGGAUUGAGCGGUGUCGCGGAGGCAAGGAGCCGCGGUCAGGCGCGCUCAUGCGGAUGCUGGGGGCGAUUGAAGUGUCUAGCGGGUGGCUUUUCCAAUCGUCCCAUGUGCCUGGUGUGCUCAAUUCGCUUGCUGAUGGUAUUUCUCGCUGGCCCGCCGCUGAUGUGUACGACAACCUUUGUGCCGCUGCCCCCCAUAUACGAUGGCAGGAAGUGGAGUUGAAUC